This is a messenger RNA of Neltuma alba, 3514 nucleotides long. RefSeq names its product kinesin-like protein KIN-12F. The record is from RefSeq and is a predicted model, not a curated record. Gene Ontology annotation, molecular function: microtubule binding; microtubule motor activity; ATP binding. The transcript has 17 exons. Gene Ontology annotation, biological process: microtubule-based movement. Lineage: Eukaryota; Viridiplantae; Streptophyta; Magnoliopsida; Fabales; Fabaceae. Bases 35 to 3466 code for a protein of 1143 amino acids.
CUUGGCUGGCUUGUUUGCUUGUUGGGCAAAAAACAUGAGGCAAAGCAGAAAGGCGGAAAGUGCCGAGACUGGUUUCUUCGGUAGUAUUUCGUCCUCUUCCAUCAAAAGCUUUCUUCCCAGAUCAAUCUCUUCCAAACAGAAGUCUAUCUCAAACCCCAAAAUCCCCAAACCAAAUAGCGAAAAUACUCCACCAUCUGAUCCAAACAUCCAAGUUUGCAAUGACCAAUCGUCCGCUGCCACAACGAAGCAAGUACAGUCCAAAGCCCCAUCUUCCCAGCCCGAAGUUGUUGAAUCGGAUGCUUCUCAGGACUCCCCAGUUAAGGUUGUAGUACGAAUCAGACCUGCUAAUAACGAAGGAAGAGAAGGAGAUGAGAUCAUUAAGAAGGUUUCACCUGAUACAUUAUGUAUUGCCGACAAACAAUUCACAUUUGAUUCGGUUUUUGAUUCAAAGUCCAAUCAGGAAGAUAUUUUUCACUCAGUUGGAGUCCCAUUAGUUAAAAAUUCUUUAGCUGGUUACAACACUUCGCUCCUGUCAUAUGGACAGUCUGGAACUGGAAAGACUUGUACAAUGUGGGGUCCCCUAAGUGCCAUGGUUGAAGAACCCUCGCGUUAUAGUAAACAGGGAAUGGCUCCUCGGAUCUUCAGAAUGUUAUUUUCUGAACUUGAGAAAGAGCGACACGAAGGGAAACAGUUCAAUCAUCAAUGUCGUUGUUCUUUCCUUGAGAUAUGGAAUGAGAAAAUUGGGGAUUUGCUUGAUCCAGUCCAGCAAAACCUUGAGCUGAAGGAAGAUUCCAAUAAUGUCUUGUAUAUUGAGAAUUUGACAGAGGAAUAUGUCACUGGCUAUGAGGAUGUGGCACGAAUUCUUAUAAAGGUAUGGAAUUUUCUACAUAUUUUGCAGGGCCUUUCAAGCAGAAAAGUUGAAGCAGCAAGCUUAAAUUCUGAGAGCUCCACAUCACACAUCAUUUUCACUUUUACAAUUGAGUCUUGGUGCGAGGGAAUCUCAUCAAAGGGUUUGAGGAGCUCAAAAACAAGAAGAAUUACCCUUAUUGAUCUUGCUGGAUUGAACGAAAAUAAAAUUGAAGAUGGAGAUAGACCAUGUCUAAGGGCAAGCAAAAAUUUGAAGAAGUCCUCAUUUGACAUUGGGGACCUAGUGGAUGCUCUGACUGAAGAAACUCAGUCUGUCAAAUCCGCAGAAAUUACUAACAGGAGUUCUUGUUUAACACGCUUGCUACAAGGAUCACUCGGUGGAAAUGUCAAACUCUCAGUAAUAUGUUCCAUCUCCCCUGAUAACAAGAGUAAUGGCGAAACACUAUGUACUCUUAGAUUGGGACAACGAAUAAGAUCCAUUAGGAACAAGUCAGUUGUCAGUGAAUUACAAGAGGAUGAAGCUAAUGGUUUGAGUGAUCAAAUCCGGCAGCUAAAGGAAGAACUUAUUAGAGAAAAGACUAAUGCUCAUAAUUCAACUGGGAGUAAAAAUGGAUACUUCCAAGGAUGCAAUGUUCGGGAAAGCUUGAAUAAGUUGAGAGUCAGCUUAAACCGCUCUUUACUCCUACCUCACAUAGAUGAUGAUACUGAUGAAGAGGUAAAUGUGGAUGAAGCUGAGAUAAAGCAAUUAAGCAAGCACAUUAAUGAUUUGUACGGUUCAUGUGAAAUUGAUCAUCCAAAAGACAUACCUGUCGAUGAAGAUGGUUCCCAGGUUUAUUCCGUUGAUGAAAGUUUUGAUGCUGACAUGAUUGAGGGCGAUGACAUUGCAAGAGAGGAAGUAAAUUCAGAAAAAACUGUGAGCAAGCUUUUUGGCUCUCCGACCUUGGAACCUCCGUUGUCUGAGUCUCCAAAACUAAGAAAUACACAAAGGAAAAGCAUGGCUGUUUCGUCAAGUUAUCUUGGAGGUUGGAAUAACGCAGCAGGGAGUUUGAACUAUAGUAAGGACAGGUUAAGGCAAUCGGGUAAGGUUUUGCCGGGCCCCACUGAGUCCUUGGCAGCCAGUCUUCAGAGAGGCUUACAGAUAAUUGACUAUCAUCAGCAGAACUCUGCAUUGAACAAAUCUUCAACUUCCUUCUCCUUUGAGCACUUAACCUUGAAACCCUGCUCAGAAAUCGAAGAGGUUGAUUCUUCUACGCAAACACAGGAGAAACCUUCAAGUGAUGUAGUACCUGCUAUUUUCCUCUGUGGAUCUUGUGGCAAAAAAGAAAGCUUGGAAGAUAGGGUUCCAAAACAUUUAGAAAAUGAAAUGGCAAGAGCCAUGAAGAGAGAGCAGGAGCUUGAAAUCAUUUGCAAGGAACAAAGAGAUAGAAUUGAACAGCUAAGUCAGUUGGUCGAGAAAUACAAAGGUGAAAAGGAAAUAAACUCCAUCAUUGUGUAUGAUGAAGCCACCGACAGGAAGAUCAAAGAUGAAGAGUACAACUCAUUAAAAGAUCAAGAAAAGCUUCUGAGCGGCUCUAUCUCAGAAAAUCUUCUACGACAAAUUUCAGAGGGAAAAUCAGAAAUUAAAGAAGUACAAAAAGAUUUUCCUCGAAGAGACAACUGUUUUGACGAUAGUGAGAAGGAAGAACUUCUGAAGGAAAUUCAGAAUCUAAGAAAUAAGUUGCACUUGUGUGGUGGUGAUGCACCAAUUAAAAAAUCUACAGAUAAAUUAAGAUCUUCAUUGAUAUCCAGAUCCAUACAGCUGCAAAAAAGUGGUGGAUUUUUUCAGGCUAAUGGUGGGGAAGAGCCAGAGAAAGAAAGACAAAGAUGGACAGAAAUGGAAAGUGAAUGGAUUUGUCUCACUGAUGAACUGAGAGUUGAUCUUGAGUCAAACCGUCAACAUUUAGAGAAGGUGGAGAUGGAAUUGAUGUUAGAGAAGAAGUGCAAGGAAGAGUUGGAAGAUGCAUUGAAAAGAGCGGUUGAAGGGCAUUCGAGAAUGAUUGAACACUAUGCUGAACUACAAGAAAGAUAUGAUGACGUGUCUGCAAAGCACACUGCUAUUAUGCAAGGAAUAGCAAAAAUGAAGCAUGCGGCAGCAAAGACAGGCAAAAAGAGCCAUGCUAAAUUUGCCAAAUCUCUUGCAGCUGAGCUUUCUACAAUGAGGGUAGAGAGAGAAAGGGAGAGAGAAUUUUUGAAAAAGGAGAACAGAAGCCUCAAGAUUCAACUUAGAGACACUGCAGAAGCUGUGCAUGCAGCUGGAGAACUACUCGUUCGACUUAGAGAAGCCGAGCAUGCAGUAUCCGUCACCCAGGAGAAUUUUGCAAAUGUACAAGAAGAGAACGAGAAGUUGAAAAAGAAAAUAGAGAAGCUCCAAAAGAAACAGAAGAUGGAGAUGACAACCAUGAAGCAUUACCUAGCAGAGAGCAAAUUACCAGAGGCUGCACUGAAACCACUAUAUAGAGAGGACUCAUAUGAUGUUGCACGUAACAAUGCGUAUGAUGAUGAUGAUGAUGAUCAAGCAUGGAGAGCAGAAUUUGGAGCAAUCUAUCAAGAGCAUUACUAGUUAUCAUCUAUUGCUUGUGAAUUACUAGCUGGUUGAUGUGAUGCCUGU